UACUGUAGCGCUUCUCUUGACAUCAACGCGAACUCCUCUCACCAAGGCGGAAGUUAACAAUCCGAGAAGACUCUUCUUUAACUGUCAAAGUCCGACAUGAAAGCCAUCAGUCCCGUUCGCUCAGGAAGAAGCUGCUACAAGGCCGUGUGCUGCAUUUCGGAGCAAAGCGUGGCGAUCGGCCGGACGUCGAAGCAGCAGCAGCAGCAGCAACACGCGUGCGUGGAGGUGCCGGCGGGUGACAUGAACGACUGCUACUCACGAUUGGCAGCCCUGGUGCCGAGCAUCCCCCGCAACAAGACGGUGAGCCAGGUGGAGAUUCUGCAGCACGUCAUUGACUACAUCUUCGAUCUACAAAUCGCACUUGAGGCCGAAGAGGCUCCGAGGCGCUUGUCGAAAAAGACUGCUGACCUGACCAGAACUUUCUCCAAAGAUGAAGGGCGUUUGUGCCAUUAGGAUAUAUCAUGUCUCAUCAUGGUGCAGGGAAACACAUGUCUCCACUUCACUGCAGGCCAGAAGAGCACGCGGGGGGGUUAAGAGAGGGUGGGAUAGGUAUGCAGACGAGAUGGAAAGCGAUGACUGCUUUUCUGCUUGCUCCGUCCGGGAUGGACACAUCAACACACCAAAGCUUCAUCAGGCCUCCAUUUUGGAUCCAUUCCUAUACUGCACCUUGAAAUAUUUGCAUUCCAGUUGUCACCCCUAUUUGUUUUCUCACCUCCAUACAACACAUGUACAUAUCUAAUUGGUGUGUAUGUGAGGUUUCUUUUUUUUUAUUAUUAUUAUAACAAUCCAGAAACUCUAUAAUAGAGUUACUUGUAAACGGUCUGUGGGGAUUGUGUUAUUUCCACGGAUGAUAUUCCACUGAGUUUCAUAAACUCCUUAUUGUAAAGUUUUUUUGUGUGUAAUAUGUUGUUAUGUCAUGGAAUAAACACAGUUUUAAAAAAAAAAAACG
This is a messenger RNA of Syngnathus acus (greater pipefish), 949 nucleotides long. It is a transcript of the gene id3, whose product is annotated as inhibitor of DNA binding 3. Gene Ontology annotation, cellular component: nucleus; cytoplasm. Gene Ontology annotation, molecular function: protein dimerization activity; transcription regulator activity. Gene Ontology annotation, biological process: circadian regulation of gene expression; negative regulation of transcription by RNA polymerase II; cell differentiation. The transcript is spliced from 3 exons. Bases 97 to 453 code for a protein of 118 amino acids. Lineage: Eukaryota; Metazoa; Chordata; Actinopteri; Syngnathiformes; Syngnathidae. The record is from RefSeq and is a predicted model, not a curated record.